GUAGCGAAUGGCAAAUGUGAAUCGGGGAAGAUAAAGCAGAGAGGAAGUAUAGCAUCCGAAAUGGUUGCUUCUCUCUUUUUCUUAUAUCCUCUCUCUCUCUCUCCCUUACCCUCUCCUCUCUCUGUGGCGCUUUUCCCUGCACACCACAGCAGAGACCCACUCCGCACUCCCCCUAACCCUAACCCUAACCCUAACCCCUCUUUCAUGCUUCCCAAUUAGGGUUAUGGAAGGGAACAACGCCGACCUCUUCAGACCCUCCUCCUCCCCCUCCGCCUCCCCCCGCCGCUACUCCGCCAUCCUCUCCCCCUCCACCAUCAUCCAGGCCCCGCUCUCGCUGCUCCUCGAAUAUUCCGGCAUCCUCCCCCCCAGGUCCAACCACCACACCCACCCCACCCCCGACGCCGUCAACAACGACGCCGGCGAGGUUUCCAUUAGGAUCAUCGGCUCCGCGGAGCAGGAGCAGCAGCAGCAGCAGCACCACCACAAUCAUCAUCAGCAUCAUCCCAGGGAGGACGAAACUACCCCUCUCGCCGGGGGAAACGACGCCGUGUUGGCCUCGACGUCGCCUCGCGGCGACGCCGAGGGGGAUACCGCCUCGGCGGCGGCGGCGGCAUCCGAUGGUGUAGGGAGGGAUUCGUCUUACCAGAGAUAUGACAUUCAGCAUGCCGCCAGGUGGAUUGAGCAGGUGUUGCCGUUUUCCUUGCUUCUAUUGGUGGUCUUCAUCAGGCAGCAUUUGCAAGGGUUUUUUGUGACCAUUUGGAUUGCUGCUGUGCUUUUCAAGUCGAAUGAUAUUCUGAGGAAACAAACUGCGCUGAAGGGAGAGAGGAAGAUACCGGUUUUGAUUGGGAUUUCUGUUGGGUUCGCGCUUCAUGUCGUUGGCGUUUAUUGGUGGUAUCAAAAUGAUGAUCUAAUGUAUCCCUUGAUCAUGCUUCCUCCUAAGGAUAUACCGCCUUUCUGGCACGCGAUUUUCAUCAUAAUGGUGAAUGAUACUUUAGUGCGCCAGGCUGCAAUGGUAUUCAAGUGUAUAUUGUUGAUGUAUUACAAGAAUAGCCGUGGCCGAAAUUAUCGUAAACAGGGCCAAAUGCUGACUUUAGUUGAAUACCUCCUCCUGCUUUACCGUGCCUUGUUGCCAACACCAGUUUGGUAUCGUUUCUUCCUGAACAAAGAAUAUGGAAGCCUCUUUUCAUCACUGAUGACAGGAUUGUAUCUAACAUUUAAACUCACGUCUGUUGUUGAAAAGGUGCAAUCCUUCUUUGCUGCAGUGAAGGCAUUGUCACGAAAAGAAAUGCACUAUGGGGCUUAUGCAACAUCAGAGCAGGUCAAUGCAGCUGGUGAUCUUUGUGCUAUUUGUCAGGAGAAGAUGCAUGCCCCAAUCUUGCUACGCUGUAAACAUAUUUUCUGUGAAGACUGUGUCUCAGAGUGGUUUGAGAGAGAAAGAACCUGCCCAUUGUGCAGGGCUUUGGUAAAACCCGCAGAUCUUAGGUCAUUUGGAGACGGCUCUACUAGCCUGUUUUUCCAGUUAUUCUGAAAUAAUAUAUAAAUACAAGCCAGGAAGUUUUUUCUGCUUUGAAGCUUUACCUUUUCAAAGCAGCAGUGGUAAUCGUAUAAUAUACAGCAACACAUGUAAAAUGCUCUAGAGGCAACGUGGGGAUACUCAGAAGAUGAAUGCAGCUGAAUAGAAUUAAAGUGGUCAUGCGUUCAUAUAAUGUACUAGUAAAAGGAUGAGUGUAUCUAAGUGACCCUGUAAACUAGGAAGUUGAUUGAAAAUAUAAUUAAAUGAGACUCUUCAUUGGCAAGGAAUGAAGGUGUCUUUCUCCUAAUUACAUAGCGAUUCUGUGAUAUAGUGCGAAUCAAAGUGUCAAUUUUAAACAUUUAUUAUUUUCAAAUUUCUCUUUGUGGGUUCUGAAGCACACCUUAAGGAGUGUUGCCCAUGGACAGAUUAUGAUUAAAAAUCUCACUUCGGUUCAUGUACUAAAUUUGUGGAUACUAGUUUAUUUUUGUAAUAGUCAAUUGGACCACAAGGUUAAUGUAUUGCUGA
Molecule: messenger RNA, 2038 nt
Organism: Cajanus cajan (pigeon pea)
Lineage: Eukaryota; Viridiplantae; Streptophyta; Magnoliopsida; Fabales; Fabaceae
Product: RING/U-box superfamily protein
Biological process (GO): positive regulation of ERAD pathway
Molecular function (GO): ubiquitin protein ligase activity
Source: RefSeq, a predicted model, not a curated record